AUGGGUUCAGAUUCAGCAAAUGAAAUCUCACUUCCGCCUUAUGAUGCCAAUGAUCCUCGAGCGAUCUUGAAAACUCUAAUUCGCUGUAUUAUGCGGACAUUCUAUGAAGUGCCCAAAUCUCUUGUGAUUGAAUAUAUUUAUCAUCAUGAACGAAUCAAACAACAAGAUCUAGCUGAACGCCUAUGUUUAGAGCCGAAAGCAGUUCGAUCGUAUAUUCAAGAAUUCAAACGUGAUAAAUUCAUCAUAGAAGACCAUCGUCUUGAGUUGAAUGACGGCACGACUGGCCGACGUAAUCAAGAUCAAUAUUAUUAUAAGAUUGACACGACAGCAUUCAUUAACGUUGUUCGAUAUCGAUUAAUUCACAUGCAAAUGCAUGUCGAAAAUCUUGAACGACAACAAAUAUACAAAUCCUCGAAUUAUAAAUGUGAACAAUGUUCGAAAGACUAUACAGAAUUAGACUUUGGCAAGUUAUACGAUCCAAUGCAAGAUUUACUCGUCUGUUUAAUGUGUAGUGGAGUUGUGCAUGAAGAAGCUGAAACAAAGGAAACGACAGCUACUAAUCGGCAAACCAUUAAUCGAAGUUUAUUUUACAAACAAAUGAAACCCAUUUAUGAUAUUUUGGAAAAAAUCGAUGAAAUCAUGAAACAAGAACAACAAUUGAAAAAUACGUCCGAUCAAGAUUUUUUCCAACAGAAUGGAGAUUCAGCAGCAGCAGCAACAAAUCAUCAAUCGAAUAAAGACUCGACAAAUACACAUCGUUCCCAUGCAUCCAAUGUGUUCGAUCGUACAACAACAAUCAGUCAUGAUAUUCAAAUUGUUAUAGAAAAAGACGAUGAUGAUCAUUACUCACCGAUGGAUAUCGAUGAAACAAGCAAUACAGAUUCUGUCAUCGGAUCGUCGCGUGGUCCCGGUAAGCCAGGCAAGAAAUCAAAUAAGCUAGUACAAUCAACAGCCGAAGUUGCUGCUCAACCAUUACCAAUCAAAAUGAAACUAGCAAGUAAAAAAGCACCAUAUGAGCCGAAAGCAAUUCCGCCUUGGUUCAUUCGUUCAACCGUCCAUACUGAUCCAGAUGAAGAACAACGAUUGAAUAAAUCAUCACUGCAUUCAACUGGAGCUUCGUCGCAUUUCUCACGUCAAUUGUCCAAUCAAAGAUUAACUAAAUCUUCAAGUCUCAAUGAUAUAAAACAAAUGUUACUUAUUCACGAAUCACGACGAAAUAAAACGUUAGCGAUGACAACGAUGGAAGAUUCUCUAAGUCCACCAACACCUAUACAACUGACAAAAACGGCUGAUUCACAAUAA
Molecule: messenger RNA, 1302 nt
Organism: Adineta ricciae
Lineage: Eukaryota; Metazoa; Rotifera; Eurotatoria; Adinetida; Adinetidae
Source: the annotation of a GenBank genome assembly